Molecule: messenger RNA, 615 nt
Organism: Hypoxylon trugodes
Lineage: Eukaryota; Fungi; Ascomycota; Sordariomycetes; Xylariales; Hypoxylaceae
Product: Isochorismatase hydrolase
Exons: 1
Coding region: 1-615 (204 amino acids)
Source: RefSeq, a predicted model, not a curated record
AUGUUCGACACGGCAGAUAUAACCAAACCGGGCCACUAUUCGCCCUCACAGACAGCUUUGCUUCUGCUGGACUUCCACACCAUGUUUGUCCAAAAGGCCGGUGGUCCACAGGCACCAGCAGCCUUAGACGUCGCAGUUAAAAUGAGGACUUGGGCAAAGUCAUUAGGUGUCCAAGUAGUACACGGCGUGAUAGACGUCAACCUUCCACCCUUCCCCACUUGCAAGGAUCCCGAGAUGUUCAAAAACGUCCUCGCGGCUAUGCAAUCAGGCGGUGCCGAAGAACCGGCUGAGCUUGUCGGCGAAGGCGAUGACAUCACCUUCUUAAGAAGACCGGGCUACGUCUCCGCGCUCAAGUCGCCUGGUUUAGAAGACUUCCUACAGAAAAAGGGUAUCAAGUCGCUGAUUCUUGCCGGUCUGAGCACAUCGGGUUGCGUCAUGAGAACCGCCGUCGCAGCCACUGACGCCGAGUACGUGGUAUCCGUCAUCUCCGACGCUUGUGCUGAUCCGGCAGAGGGCGUGCACGAUAUGAUGGUUGGGAAAAUUCUCAACCGAGCAUACGUUGCUACUGGUUCCGAGAUUCAGGAGGGGCUUUCGAACACUUGGAGCAAAAAAUGA